UACUGUAAAAUUUGUCAACCUGCGCAGUGUCAAUUCAGUUAAAAUUGUUAUCAGUUCAGAAAGAAAAUAAAUAUUUCACUGAUGUCACUUCAAAAACAGCUGAAGUCGAAGAAAUAUACAAUCCUGCUGCUCUUUUGCUUUAUCGGAUUUUUGCCAUUUAUACGGUUUAUAAAUAUUCGUUCUGCGAAUAUGGGUCACUGCAUUUUUUGUGAGAUUUCAGCCGGGAAACAACCAAACACUGUGAUUGAAUUGGAGAAUGACGAAUUUGUUGUAUUCAAAGACAUCAAACCGUCUUCAAAAUAUCAUUUCUUAGCUGUUCCUAAACGCCACAUUGAGAGUCUAAAAACUUUAGCGAAAGAGGAUGAGGGGUUGUUGGAUCGCAUGGAACAAGGAUUAACGUCGUUAUUUGAAAAAAUGAAUAUCAGUACGACAGAUGCAUUGUUCGGAUUUCACCUGCCCCCUUUCGUUACCGUAAAACACCUGCAUAUGCAUGGAAUAGCGCCUCGUUCGACGAUGUCCUUUUUACAUAGGAUGAUGUUCAAGCCAGGAUCAGCGUGGUUCAAAACGGUUGAAGAAGCACGUUGUUAUCUGCAAGAAAAAGCAUAAGGGUUGCUGCUGUUUUUGCAACAGCAUAAUCGAUUUCCAGAAAUAAAAAUGAGUCGUGGGAGCGGGCAUAAUAUAUUAUCCGGGUUGCUUAUAUUUAACUGUAACGAUAAUUACUGUAGCAUAUAUCUUGUCAUUGUUUAUAUCUUAUGUACACCUGUGUUCAAGUAAUUAGCAAUUAAUUUCAAAAUGAUAAAAAUAAAAAUUUAAAAACAUCAACGGUAAUUUUUAACGAUUUGAGCCUUGCACUUUCUUAGACUACAAUUGAAUGGGCUACAGAACUGCAUACCCGAAAAUAUUCUAAAUACUCUGAUUAAAAAUUUGGAAAUUUGUAUGACAAACUUUUGAAGUUUAAUUGAGUUUUUUUGCAAUUUCUGCAAGUUUUGAAACUUUUAUUAUUGCGGUUUCUGUUACGGAUUGAAUUAUAUUU
This is a messenger RNA of Rhagoletis pomonella (apple maggot), 1033 nucleotides long. Its product is annotated as histidine triad nucleotide-binding protein 3. The transcript is spliced from 3 exons. The record is from RefSeq and is a predicted model, not a curated record. The coding region runs from base 82 to 606 and encodes 174 amino acids. NCBI's taxonomy places the organism in Eukaryota, Metazoa, Arthropoda, Insecta, Diptera, Tephritidae. Gene Ontology annotation, molecular function: catalytic activity.